UUCCCUCCCUCAAACUGAAGAACACAUAUGUAAAUCCUUGUUUUUCCUCGUGAGGCAGGGGAGGCCAUAGCCACAAUGCUUAACUGCAUGCAUCUAACCCAGGGCUGGUUUUAACCCCAGCGCUCUGACCUAAACUGCUCAACUCCCGGAAAUUCCAAGGGAACCCGGUGGCCUUCGUCCUUCAGGUGGGACAGUGUGCGACAUGGGAAAGAAAACCAAGCGGACAGCUGACAGUUCUUCUUCAGAGGAUGAGGAGGAGUAUGUUGUGGAGAAGGUGCUAGACAGGCGCGUGGUUAAGGGGCAAGUGGAAUACCUACUGAAGUGGAAAGGUUUUUCUGAGGAGCACAAUACUUGGGAACCUGAGAAAAAUUUGGAUUGCCCUGAGCUAAUUUCUGAGUUUAUGAAAAAGUAUAAGAAGAUGAAGGAGGGUGAAAAUAACAAACCCAGGGAGAAGUCAGAAAGUAACAAGAGGAAAUCCAAUUUCUCGAACAGUGCUGAUGAUAUCAAAUCCAAAAAAAAGAGAGAGCAGAGCAAUGAUAUCGCUCGGGGCUUUGAGAGAGGACUGGAACCAGAAAAGAUCAUUGGGGCGACAGAUUCCUGUGGUGAUUUAAUGUUCCUAAUGAAAUGGAAAGACACAGAUGAAGCUGACCUGGUUCUUGCAAAAGAAGCUAAUGUAAAAUGUCCACAGAUUGUGAUAGCCUUUUAUGAAGAGAGACUGACGUGGCACGCAUAUCCUGAGGAUGCGGAAAACAAAGAGAAAGAAACAGCAAAGAGCUAAAGGAGGGGGUGGUGUCUGUCAUUUCUCUUUGUACAUAAUACAUUUACCUCCCUGCCUCCUCUCCCUUCUAUCCACCCCCUUCUAUCCUAAACACAUCCAUAAAAAAUGUGCUUAUCACUGUGCUCCACAGGAGAAAUGUUGAUAUUGGUUCUCUUGUAACAUAACUGAUGGUCUGAUUCAUGAUAAGUGUCUCUCUGUGAAGACCAGGCAUUUACAUACUGUGUGUUAUUCCUACAAUUUUUUUCCUUUGCCCUGAUCUCUUCCUUCUGCUCCCCUGUGACCUCAAGAUGAGUUUUAACUUUUUAAUCACCUUAGAGUCUUGAUCUUUUCAGGGUUGGUCGCUUUUUAGAUUGGGGGGUUUUGUUACAAUGGUGAUGAAUUUAGGUUUCUUGCUUUGGUUCUUAGAACAUGUUGAUGACCACCUAGGCUUUUUGUUUUGAGAUGUUGGGAUGGAAAAGAUGUUGCCCAUCUUUUUAAAAAGCCAAUAGCAACUGCCUACCUGUUGGGGCUUUCCCAGCGUCAUUCAGCUCUACCCAGGAGAAUAUAGGGUUCCUAGUGUGGUCUUCUGGGCCACCCUCUGUUGUUCAUCCUCACCCAACCUCCCAGAAUAGCUCCAUCCUUUGGAGGACUUGAAAUUUUACAUUCAAAUUUGUCAAGGCACUUCUUUUAGCCCCAGGACUUUUGGCCUUGUUUCUUAGCAAUCCCUGAUUCUGCUUCUGCAAGGUGGUGUAUCUGUCAUAAAAUGACAAGAUAAUUAACUGUGGAGAUUUUUAGCUAUUGGUACAUGAGGAUGAUGGGGUAGGGUACAGUUGUCUUUAUUAUCACAUAUGGCAUAUAUGUAUUAUCUCCUUCCACCCCUCGCAUUUGGAUUAUAUAUUCAUGUAGGUGUGUGAUUGCCUGGUGCUUGCUUGUGCCAAGGUGCUAGGCACCCUCCAACCCUGCCAACUUUUGUGGCCUCCCAAAGCAUUCCUGUUACCAAAGAGGCUUCAAACCUGACUCUCACUUCUCAGUGGACCCAAGUUUCCCCUCCUGUGCCAUUAUUUUCAGUGGGGAAUUCUUGGAGGGGAGCCAUUGGCCACGAUAUCAAUUAUGAUAGUCACAAUAUCAUAAAUAUUCACAGCGUUUAUAGUCAUAAAUUUCCUGCUUUGUUGACUCCUGGAUUUGCCACCAAGAGUCCCCAAAGUGUUAACGUGCUUUCUUUUUUCCACCCUCAAACUCUUACUUGUAUCUUAUUUUUAAAAAUGCGUUUCUAUGGAAGACUAUCACUUCAGAGAGUGACAAACCCUGGCAUUAGUGUGUUGACACAACCUUCUCUCCCUACUCAGCAAAAUAUUUCCCUGUUGGCUUCCUCCUGCCUUGCCAUUAUAUUGAGAGAUUAUUUUUCUGAUCAUAUCCUUCUGCCUUUGUCCCCCAAGAAAUGCCCUGCUUCUCUUGACCCUUUUCGUCUUGUAGUUGAGGGAGGCUAGAGAAUCAAGACUAAAAGUAAGGAAAUAGCAGGGGUUUGAGCAUCCUUGUCCCAGCCCAAAGCUGAGGAAAUAAGAAUAAAUGCUUAAAAUCGCCUUAACUCUAGAGUUCACCAGCCAUUGAGGUUUUUUUUGUUGUUGCUUUUGAUUUUUAAAACAUAUAGCUGUCUGGCCAGGAGCGUUCAACCAUUUCUGGAUUAUUCAGAGUAAUGAGGGGAGUGGAUAGAUUGCUGCAGUUCACAGAUGAGCCGAAUAACAUGCAAAUCAUAUGCCCAUUCAUAGCAUUUGUUAACAUUGCUUCCCUGCUCAGCUGCUGAUUGAAUUCUGUGGGCUUGUAUAAAUUAUGUCAAAAAUUAUACUGCACAGUUGAGAAGACAGCUGUUGCUGCAGUGACAUGACAGACUGGAACAAUGAAGCUUUUGGUUUAAGUCAUCCAGGAAAAUCCUUCUGAAUGGUAAUGUGUUUGGGUGAGAACUCAUAAUCCAUACCUCAAGUGGGUAGGAGUUUUAUCUCCAUCUUCUUUUACUCUCUGAAGGAAUUAAAGGCCUAGAUCAAGUGCUAGUUAAUUGACAGUUGUUAGUACUUAAUCUGAUGGGUAUCUAAAAGAAAGAAAGGGUGGUCAGGAAACAAAUUUGUCAUAUAAGUAACCAAGGAUAUCAAUUAGGGUAGACAAGAAUAGGACAGAAGUAGACCAUAGCCCCUGAGGAGGUGAUCUGGGCUCUCACUUUGCAGGUAGAGAAAAUGACAGCUUCUCCAAGUAGCCACUGUGUGUCUCCCAGGAGCAGUGGGCAUGUAAACUACAGUGACCAUAUUUUUAAAGCCAGAAUCUAGCAUGUGAACGAAGAACACAACGGAAUUAUUUUGUACUGAGAUUGGUCCUGAGAAACUUGGGAUACGUGGUGGUUGUGGUUAUGGGUAAUAUUUAAGACAUUCAUCAAAAUGUGAUUUUCUUUUAACAAAAUAAGCCCAGUAUCAUCGACUACUCAUUACCCCAUUAAUACCUUGCUCUUUGCUUCAUUCCUCUUUUCUGUACACGGUUUAUUGAAUCAUGGUCUUGUACGGAGUGCCACCGAAACAACUUUUGUUCUCUCCCUGCCUAUCCACAGCUUCUUCUCUAGGAAUGGAGGGAGCCGGAGGCCAGUACUGCUUUCAGACCUCAGCAGAAAGGAAACCAGAUGCCAGCCUUUGCCUCCGGCAUUUGUUAGUGCUGAGUAGCUGUCCUGGCCCUUGGAGAAUUGCAGCCUCAAACAGAAACCUGUUUUCAUGGGGCUUUCUCCUCUCAGAAGAGUUAGUAGCCAGAGGCUAAGUAAGCACUUUUAAACAUCUAGGUCUCAGGUGCUCAAAGUCUAUUUUUCCUGUCUUUGGUCUUCUUUCAAAACAUCUUUUCUAAUGCUGAAUUUCUCCUGGUGAUCAGCAUUCAAGGAUCUCCCUUUCCACAGAGUGUAGCAGAGCUUUGUCCAGCAGUCUGCCAAGGUCAUCGUAGCUGCUUUUCUGAGCCCUGGGCUGGGCAUAUGCCUUCACGUUAAGAUCAGCUGUUAGGAAUGUCAGCCCUGAUGGAAGCACCCUUUUUUAAUCUGGGGAGAGCCGUAUCAUUUUUCCUGCUGCAAUCCAGGGUUGUCUACACAAGGGAACAUUUGGACCUGUGGUGCUCCUUAGCACUCAGAAGGCUACGUGGUCCUUGGCUGUCUCCCAGCCAUAGCUUUAUACUAUGUGUUGUUGAUGAAAAGUUGGUCCUGUUCCUGUAGCUUGGGCAGUUAGGUUAUUCUUAACUCUUCUCAUUUCUGUUCUGUAGCCACCCUGCAAUCCAUUUUCCUUGUAUUCAAGCCAAAUUGUAGGGCCUUGGGGAAGGUGCUUGGGAUUUUCAUCAUGUGAUUUUGUUGGAUCUGUGUUUAGGCCAGCUCACCUAAGGUAUAGGGAGGCAUCAGAGGGAUCUGUGGGCUGGGGAGCAAUUGUCUUUGCCCUUAGGGUUCAAAUUUGAGGGCCUAAAAUACUACUUUGCAAUGACAUGCGAACCCCAGGAAGGGCCGUGUCAUUAGGUUUAAAAUGUGGCAAUUGUUUCUCUCAAAUUAGGUCAAAGGAAAAGCUCAUUUUGCAGCCAUGAUUCCAUCCUUUUGGUUUAGAUUUUUAGAGUAAAAAUUAUAGUGUUGAAGUCUCUACCUUUGUAAUCAGACCACCAAGCAAGCAUACCUGUGGCAAGGCAGAGAGGAAAGGUCUGGACCCAGUGUAUUCCAGUUUCAUCCUGGCUUUACCACUAAUCAUAAAAGUUAUGUUUUCGAAAAUAGAGAUGUUACCAGCCUUGUGCCCAAGAGCAUAUGCUCAGAAUUGGGUGCCCCCCACCUAAUUAAUAGUGGUGGAUUUGUAGUGAGCCAUCCAUAUUUCAGCCACAUUAGUGUACACAACAUUUCAUUCAAUAAACAUUUUUUGGCCCUGGGGAUACAGAGUUCAAAAAGAUGCAGUCUCUGACCUCAACUUUCAUACUGGUGUGGGAUGAUCCGUUAAUAGUUCAGUGUAAUAAAUGCUGUAAAUGGGUAUACAUUUUUGAUUUGGAGGCAGAGGCAACUGGUUGGUAUAGUUCAUGGCGCUAAAGUAGGAAGGUGCUGGUUGGUUCAUCUGUGGAAAAGGCCUAUAUGACCUGGAAUGAAUGGAGCUAACUAGCUGUAGAUAGAACACAACAAAGGCUUGUUUUAUUCCAGGAAAUAAAGAUAACUGAAGGUUAGAAAUGCUAUUUCUGAGCGAGAAAACAGGUGAGUGGGGAUUGAGAACCCCUGAUUUGAAUCCCUGUUUUAGGCUCUUUGCCAAAGUAUUUAAUGGUCUGGUUAAUCCUUGCUUGUGGGAAGUAUUAAGUGUGUUGCAGAUCCAGUUGUGUGUUGCUACAUUAUUGUGAGUUCUGUAACAUUGAUUCCUCAUGGACAUUUUAUGACAGUUGCUCACACCUUUUUCAGUUUCUCAUCUCUUUUGGAAGAGUUAACAUGACUGGCUUGAAGCCUAAAACAGGGACAUACUUUCCAGUGAUAAAUUUGCUAAAAAGAAGGUUUGGGCACAUCUGUUAACACCUGGGCAUCUAUUCUGGGCAAUGUAGUUUUAUUCAACACUGCAAGAUGGUAAUUUCUAAGCAGACACUUGUGUCAAUUAUGUGGAAACCUCUCUCUCGGAAAUGCACAUCCCCUGGAGUUUCUGCUUGAGUCAGUCUAGGGAGGUCUAGGGCGAGGCCUAGCCUUGUUGGGAAACAGUCUGACCUUAAGAAAUUUCUUAGUUCUGACCCACAUAACCACAAGAAAAAGAUACUUUUCUCUGCCUGGAUAAUUGAGAGCUGACUAGCUUUGAAAGUCAGAAUUCCCAGGAAUUAGAGUAACUGUUCUGGAAAAUUAAAGUGUGAAGGUUCUUUGGCCAGCUUCAUAAAAACAAUUCUAGUUUCUUUUUGCUUGCGCUGGAUUUCUUGAAUUUUAAACUACCUCAUAUUCUCUUUUUAGAGUUACUUCAUCUUGUCAUUGCCACUUUAACAUCACGCCUGAUUUGGUUGUUUCCUAAGAUGGAAUUUUUCCUAUUCGUUGACAGCAUGUUCUCUUGCCUUUUCGUCCUGAUCCUCAUUUCACCUAACAUCAUCUCGUCUUGCUCCUCUGUCAGAGAAAUGUUUUAAAAUAGUUUAAAAUUUUGGUUUGUGGGAAGAAAGUGAUCCUCCAGUGCUGUUUGUCUCUGAGGUCAGUAAGAGAAGGAGUUAAAACAAGUUGGUGGGGGAGGGGACAGAAACCACACUGGAGGCACCCACAAGGGAAGAGCCAUUAAUUAAGUCAAUUUCAAAGUCAACUGAUUGUGAUCAUUAAUGUCACAAUAGAUCAAAACCUAAUUAUCACAGCCUAGGUAAGAGCCAUCAGUAUUAAUCGGAAAAUCUAAUAGGAAACUAUUAUCAAGAAAUUAGGCCAAAUUGAAUGCAAUGAACUUUUUAUCUUGUCAUUCUCUCUCUCUUUUUUUUUUUUGUGGUGUCCCCUGGCAUUGGCAGGUGUGACCCUCACGGUUGAUCCAGGCCCCGGUGGCCAGUUCAUCACACUUUUUGAGAAAUUCCAACACAGACUGAACCUGGCUGUCAUUGCUGCUUUCAUCAGCCUUGAACUUUCUCAUCACCUGGAGUUGUUCAGUGUGAUCAGCAAUCAAUGGAAAAGUUCUAUAACAUUUAUAUUUAGGUCUUGGAAUGGUUGGUCCUUCCUGGAACUGGAGUGUCCCUGGUGUGCUGAUAAAUCAUUCUUUGAGCUCCCAAUGUAUGUAGAAUCCUGCUGCUCUGGCUCCUGCGAGUGGGUACGGAGGAAAGGAGGGGCUUCCUGCCUGGAGAUUGAGAACAUAGAGUUGAGUCAUGUUAAGGCACUUUUAAGGUUCAGUCAGUCAUUUGCAGUUUCCAAUAGCUUUAUGAUUUGACUGUAAACCAGGGCUGGCUGUGGGUGUAGGUUUUUCCCCCUAGUUUUAGGAUAAGGGUUAUAAUGAUUUUCACCAGAAUCCAGUGUAAAUCCAAAGGACGGGAAGAAGUGUUUUUUCUUUUGUUAAGGAGUUAUGCCUCUGGCAAGAGGAAAAAAUAUUACAAGUGUUAUGACUAAUUAUGGAGAACAUUUCAUCCCCUCUCCCUGAAUGGAAAGGUAGGGUCACCAUUUAUGUUCUUCAUCUUCAACUGUGUGGAGAUGCUGCAACUCCUGAAGUUGGGCUGAGGGAGGAAGGUUGGGAAGGUGCUGCCCUCUGAGGGUUGUGGGAGGGAAAGGAAGCAGCAGGAGGGUGUUCCGUGGGCCGGGAUUCCUGUGCUUCUAGCUUAGCCUGUAGAGAAUGUUGCCACUGCUCUGGCCGGUGUUGGCCUUUCCCCACCAACCUUGCAGCUCAGAGCACUACCCAGACCACCCCUGGGAAACGGUUCUUAUCUUCCUGCUUGAGUGUGGUCUUGUGUCAUUCUGGAUUUUAGGAAUUUGGAUUACUCAGUAUAGAACUUUGGGAAAUUGGUGUGUCUUGGUCCUUCACCUCUUAGGAUAAAGUGAAUGUUUCUUUAUGAAAGAAUCAUGCCCUUAAUGUUUAAAGCGUAAUUUUAUUUUCAAAACAUCCGUUAACACAUGACUUUCAGAAGCAGUUUGUUUCUCCAAGUUCCUCGCUAGAUAAAGAAUAGGCCCUCAAUUAAUCCUUAUUGGUUGAUUGAGUUCAUCUAGUUUGCAGAGUGAAGUGUACCUGCUGACUUCCCUUUGCUCCCAGGUGCACUCUAAGAAGUCAUAUGCUCUAGAGAGUGGAACAAGAACUGAGUGGGUGCUGACUAUGUGUGCCAACCUCCUCAAUGGAUUCAUAAUGGCUGACCUUGGGCAAGUCGCUCCUUUCAAUGCCUCAGUUCCCCAUCUGUCAAAUGGGGGUAAUAAUACUGACCUACCUCACAGGGGUGUUGUGAGGCAUUAUAAAUCACAGUUGAUAGAAUACUUUAGGGUCCUCGACGGAGGAUGCCUUGAGCUGAAGUCUAGGCCCGACAUAGGCUUUAGUCCUUGCUAAGGUGUCCCAAGAUUGGAACUACUUAGUGACCUCGGCAAGUUCUCUGCCCCCCACCCCUCAUCAAAGCUGCUAGUUCAGAUGUUGACAGUGUUUUCGUGAAUGUUGGAGUCUUAAUAGUGCAGAUGUAGGAUGUUAUGGAGGAAGGCACUUAGUAUUUUCUAUGUCUUGCAUCCACAAAGAGAGGCUGUUUCAAACCCAAGAGCAUUGAAUUAGGAAAUCAUGAGGCAGGGAUGCUACUGCUUGUUUCUCUGCAGGUUGGGAAUUAAGGUCCCAUGCCCCAUGGGCUUGGAACAGACUGAGGCUGUCUCAGGAGCAAAGCAGACACAGUGGGUUUGAUUUAUAUAGUUGCUUGUCGCUCCCCGAACUGAUCCCUGGACAUCUAGGUCACUGCACCGCUUCGUGAUAUCUGUCCCCGAGCCUCUGCCUCCCGUAGGAACCAGCUGGUUCAGUAAACAUAACCACUUCCUCCAUCCCCCACCAGAAAAGAGCCACGUUGGAAAUUUUUUUUUUUUUUCCUAGAGAUAGGUUGAACACUCAGAAUUGGGCAUCGGUACUCCUCAAAGCUUCAUCCAAUUCACUGUAUUCAGCAUCUGUCAUCUCUUUCUCAGUGUCCACAGUCUGAACCUGACUUUGACCUUUUUUCACUCUCGUUUGGGAAAACUUUGGACACUAUUUCUAUUUGCCCAAGUGUGGGCUCAAGAGCCUUACUCUCCAUCUCAGUUUAGGGACUCAGCCAGCUUCCCUUCCCAAUAGGGCUCUUUCUCUUUUCCUCUCCUUGGCCCUAGAUGUGUAACCCAUGAAAAAGCACAAGGUCCUGGCCCCUUGCUGUGGUCACAUUCCGGUUUUCCGUGUUUUGUGGACUCGGCUCUUCUGUUCACCCAGCACUGGCGGCACCAGGAGGUUCUGUGGAGUCCCGGAGGAUGGAGAGCACAGUCUGACAUCUGCCAAGUAGCCAGGAGUUGACUCGCCCAUGGCCUCCCCACCCCUUCCCACAGGAUGGGAUCUAGAGACUCCAGAGGCUGGGUUUUUUUCAGCACUCUGUACCAUCCUGAGUAAAACAAAUCACACUUUGUAGCCAGAUUUCUGAAUGGAAAAAUGGGAAAUUGAGUUCUCUAUGGACAUUUUCGGUUUGUGGGGGAGUUUUGGUUGUAUUUCUUGGUUCUAUUUCAGCCAAACAUGUCUGCUUUUGAUUUUUUUAUUUUUUAGGAUAAGUGAUAUAUAUAUAUGUUCGCCUUUUAAAUGUAAAUGUUUAAAGUAGGCAGUUUAUGUGUUUCCACAACUGACAUCCAGUGCAGACCUCAUUCUCUCCCCCUCCUCCACUCCCCUCUUUUCCCUCUUUUCAUAUUCUUGUAUUGGUUCUAAUAAACGGUUGCUUUUCAAAUAUG
Messenger RNA from Diceros bicornis minor, 9128 nucleotides. RefSeq names its product chromobox 5 (gene CBX5). The transcript is spliced from 5 exons. Lineage: Eukaryota; Metazoa; Chordata; Mammalia; Perissodactyla; Rhinocerotidae. Gene Ontology annotation, biological process: negative regulation of transcription by RNA polymerase II; chromatin organization. The coding region runs from base 203 to 778 and encodes 191 amino acids. Gene Ontology annotation, cellular component: pericentric heterochromatin; nucleus. Gene Ontology annotation, molecular function: chromatin binding. The record is from RefSeq and is a predicted model, not a curated record.